Messenger RNA from Magnolia sinica, 1292 nucleotides. RefSeq lists its product as uncharacterized. The record is from RefSeq and is a predicted model, not a curated record. The coding region runs from base 396 to 1097 and encodes 233 amino acids. NCBI's taxonomy places the organism in Eukaryota, Viridiplantae, Streptophyta, Magnoliopsida, Magnoliales, Magnoliaceae. The transcript is spliced from 3 exons.
UGGCUCGAUGGAGAAAAACGACGUCUUUUCCACUGUCAAACAUCACUAUAAGGAUUUCUUUCUACUGGCUUAGAGGGCACUGCAGCAUUAAUUAGUCUUUAUUCUUUCACUUACCUCUUUAUUUCUUUCUACCGACUUGUGUUUGACGAUCAAAAACUCGGUGGGAUAAGAGGCAUCAAUGCCAGCUACGGUGUGAAGAAGAGACGUGAGUGAGGGUUGAUUUGAAGCUCUAUCAGCCCUGUUAGGCUUUACAUAUACUGAGACAACUGUUCGUCUCCACCACACCUUUGACGGACGUGUUUCUGCGGAAGCCUGAGGCUCUUGAGGAUGCUUUUGACUCCCUAAAGUUGAGCCCCAAAGACAUUGUCAUAGAUAAGAAAGACACCAGAAAGGAAAUGAGUUUGAAGCUUCUGAUCAACAAAUCCAAUAACAGGGUGGUGUACGCAGAGGCCACAAUUGACUUUUUGGACCUUCUAAUCAGCUUCCUCACCUUCCCUCUUGGAUCCGUAGUAAAGCUCUUGGGCCCAGGUUCUUCUAUCGGAUGUUUGGAUAAUUUGCACAAAAGCGUGGAGGAUUUGAGUGGUGGCGACGAUUGUAUCAUAUCGGAGGAUUGCAGGGCCAUGCUACUAGACCCCAAGCUAUCGCCACAUUCAGGGUGUGACUCCCAACUACUGCCGGUCGUGGAGGCAGGUCUUAAGACAAUCAACAGUUCUAUGUUUAGUCGUUGUUUUUACUGUGGCAUGAAAAAUGGCCACUACAAUCCAAACUGCCCUGGUGUCACGAACCGAGAACUGCAUUUCAUAAAUCCAAAGGUGAGUGGUGGAGCCACAGAGUGUGGAGGAGGAUUUGUGAAGGGACCAAAUAUGAAGUUUAUGGUAACGGACGGGUUGGAUGUGAAGCCUCUAUCGUUUAUUUCGGGCAUUCCCAUCCUUGACAGAUUCAAUGUGCCCAACGAUGUACAGAAGCGAGUAGUAAGCGUGGGCGUGGAAGAGGCUCUCUCUCUCCUUAAGGCUUCUUUGUCCUCCAAGACCGUUCUGAGCGAUGUCUUCUGUCAGAAGAAUGCAAAUCAAUCUGAAAUCAAAUUGGAACGCAAAUGACAGUAUCAAUUAUAUGGCUAGGAUUGUCUUAUUUUGAACCAUGCCUUACUAUGACAUGGAGGAGUAUAUCCGCUAUCUUUUCUUGUUAUAAAAACUUGGAUUUGUAACUGAUAUAUGUGUGCUUGAGGUUUGCUAGAACACAUCCCUAUGUAUUUGAGACUAGUAAUUCUGAUGUUCCCAAACUUAGAUUAGUCA